AUGGACUCUUCACCAAGCAAGAUUAACGCUCAACCUACCUUGCCAGCAAUGGCGGGUACAAAGCGUCCUGCACCAACCUUACUUCCACCCUUCGAGCCACUUCCCUCCUCCUCACCUACCCUACCAGGACGUAACACUAAGAGAAUUCGUACUUCCCCAUCUGCAUUCGAAUCGACUUAUAAGUAUCCCACUCCAAUCCCUACUUCCACAACUGGUAUCCUUUCAUCCUCCCCUCCAGGGGUACACGCUCGGGCCGGCCUCCAUCGAAGUCGAUCCUCCAUUGAAAGAGCUCCUCUGUUAGCUGUGCCAACAAUCACUCUUUCCGAAGAUGGAGAGUCUCUUCUCAUGGGUAGAUCCAGCAACUCCUCCCACUAUCAAUUAUCCGCCAAUCGUCUCAUCUCUCGUGUCCACAUCAAAGCUCGAUAUAUUGCUGCAACAGUCCCACUCGAGUCAAACAAAAUUGAGAUUAUCUGUUGUGGAUGGAAUGGAGUCAAGUUACAUUGUCAAGGUCGAACAUGGGAGUUAGCAAAGGGGGAUAGUUUCACCUCAGAAACGGAAAAUGCUGAGAUCAUGUUGGAUGUUCAAGAUGCAAGGGUCCUGGUUGCUUGGCCUCAAGGUGAUCAUCUUGAUUCGGCUGCUCCGACAGAGGUUCCUUCGUGGAGCGAGGAUAGUUCUCCUAGGGGUAAGGUUACUGCUGUUACUGCUCAGGGUGACAUUAUUCAUUCCAGUCCAAUUCGUCGUGUUGAACGCCCUUCCUCGCCGGUAUCACCAACACCUGCUCGCCCAACCCUUUCGUCUGCCAAUUUGGCCAACCUCUUUGCCGAUGAUGCAGAGAAGACCUUCAUUCAAGUAUAUGAAGAUAAAGCAGAGCCCGCUCCAGUUACUGAGUCUAAAGAUCCUGAACCAGCAUACUCACCGACAGUUGCUGCAACAUCAUUCAAUGCAUCAUUCCCAGCCAGUCAAGAGAGUGAGUUGAGUGAGCCAGAUGAAGACCCUGAUGAAGAAAAUGAUCCAAUUGUUCACUCCUUUGGUCCUUUUGGUGCAAAUCUGUCCUCGAGAAUGGCCCAAUUCACAGCUAGCCAUCUCCCAGAAGCUCGUGGCCGUGAUGAACACAAGCCUAAGGCAUCUCCUGAGAAACGAUCAAGCUCCAGCUCCACUGACGAGGGUGCUGUUACUCCUGUCAUUAACCAUGUAGCGAACCAACUUGCCUAUUCUCGUCUUCAAUCCAUGCCAUUGUCAACUAUUCUCAGAAACCUCCCAUCCAACCUUAGAGGUAUUAGUCCCUCGAAGCAGGAAAACAAGGGCCUUACAAAGGAAGAUCUCCGAAAGAUGUUGAAUAGGACAUCGUUCAUAGGCGAAAUCCACCGAGAGGGAAAAGACGCUGCCGGAAAGCCACUUGAGAGUGAAUAUUACUACAUCCCAGAUGAAGAUACCGAUCAGUCAAGGAAGGAGACCGUUCAGGAAGGAUUGAGGAAACCCAGUUUGAGGAACUGUAGAAAACAACAUAAACAAUAUUACUGGAAGCGACCACGAACUCCAUAA
Molecule: messenger RNA, 1542 nt
Organism: Sclerotinia sclerotiorum 1980 UF-70
Lineage: Eukaryota; Fungi; Ascomycota; Leotiomycetes; Helotiales; Sclerotiniaceae
Exons: 2
Coding region: 1-1542 (513 amino acids)
Molecular function (GO): protein binding
Source: RefSeq, a predicted model, not a curated record